GUGUGGAGGGAAGUUUGGCCUUAAUUGUGGUAACUAGUAGGGACGCGUCUUCUUUUGUGUUGAAAUUGCAUUCUAAUUGCCGGCAAAUUCUUUCUAUUGUGUCGCAAAAGGUGCGAAGUGAGUCAGCGGUGUCCUUUGUUGGUGGUAAUUGAAGAAGCUCUGAUUGGAGGGCCUCUCUAAGGUUCCGGGUACUACCAUAUCUUCCUUUUAAACAUUCAACUAUAAUCGGGUAAUUUUCGGCAAUUCUCGGGUAUCCUUGAAUGGUUGAUUCGGCUGAUCCCUGGAGUGAGUUACAUAAGUGGUGGAUUUUUAGCGCGUCUGGUAUGUUCGGAUUAUUAUGGAUGGCCAAUUCGAAGCAUUGCCAAAAACUGGUCCAUUUUUCGGGUUCCCCAGAAAAUUUCGGAAUUUCCAUAGGUGCGAUUUUGAAUGAGUCGUACGCCGGAUUUCGCGGUAAAUCCUGUCGGUAGGUCCGAUGGGAAGUAUGCGAGUGUCGGGAUUGAAUGGAGGCGCUCCGUGAUCUGUUCCUUGACUGGAGAUUGCCGGAAGUGCUCUCUCGCUCGGCUAUUUCAUCGAUUGUGUCGAUGAGAGCCCGGGCGUCGGCGACCCAUUCAGUAAAGUGCCGGUAAUCUUCUAGUAGGGGGUCAUUUGGGCCCGGACGUUGAAAGCUCUCAUAUAUUCUUUCCUCCUCGGGUAGGUUAUCCGGAUCAAUUUUUUUCAUAAAUUCUGCCCACUCCCGGUUUAAAUUUUCUAUCCUUACGGUAUUACUUGCCAACUGCUUGCGAAGUUUGUGUAGUAGUUGGAGUUGCUGUUCUUCUAACACCUCUUGUUGGGCGGUGAUGAUGUUG
Meloidogyne enterolobii is the source of this 845-nucleotide messenger RNA. The record is from the annotation of a GenBank genome assembly. Lineage: Eukaryota; Metazoa; Nematoda; Chromadorea; Rhabditida; Meloidogynidae.